AUGUCUAAAGAAUUCCAGCAACGGGAAAAAGAAAAAAAUGGAGAACGGGAAAAGAAUGAAUCACAACAACAACAACAACAAACAAUAACCUCAUCAUCAUCAUUUGUUGAACAACAAAUAAAUUUCUCAACAAAAAUGACAACAACAACAACAACACCAAUUAUUGCUAGUGAAAAUGAAGAAAGUUUAAUAACAACAACAGUUAUAAAUACUUCUACAACAAUUACGGGUUUACAACAACCUUUAAAUCAAAUACUUCAACAUAAAAAAAGUUUAAGUAACAGUAAUAAUUCUACCUCAUUUUCAAUGAUUAGUUCAAGAAUUGAUGAUGAAGAUCCAAUUUUUGCUUUGGAUGAAGAAGUUAAUGCAAAAGAAGGUGAAAGAGCACGUCAUUAUACUGCUGAUUUUGAUCCGACAAUAUCUGAUGAUGAUGAAUUUCCAAGAGAAAUGGAGAGUUUACAUGGGGGACGUGCUUAUUCUGCAUCAAAUCGUUUUCCAUCUAGAAUGCGAAAUACUGGACGUUCAGGUCCACUUUCAAAUAUUCUUCAUAAAGUGCAUGGACAAUUUGAUAGUGGGGGUAUUUCAGUAGUUCCAGCUUCUUUGCCCAUCCAAAUCAGUCGCGGUUUUAAUUGGCCUUCUCACGAUUUGGUUGGCAGUUUGAGUGAGGAAGAAGAUGGGAUUACAAAAAUGGAAAAGGCGAGAGCAGCUGAAACUUUGGCUGCCGUUCUUUCAAAUGGAAUUAAUGAGAAUGAACAAAAAAAGGAAACGAAUAUUUUGGGACAAUUUGAUGGAAGCAAGCUGACACAGCAAAAUGGGUCGGAACAAGAGGAAACGGAAAUUGAGAAUUUAUAUGGUCGUAUUCAGGCUUAUUCUCGUUCUAUCCAACCGGAAGAUGAUCCCGAACGCAUUUUUGGCGAGCGUCCUCAUCGUCGUUACUCGUUAGCCGCAAAAUUUGGUACGGAUGCUGAUUUACCUCCUCCCUCAACAGAGGAAGAAGAUAGCGGGGGAGAAAACAUUCCACCGAUAACAACGACUGAUACUCUUUCUAGCCAUCGCAAUCCUCAUCAACAACAACUGACAACGAUUACCUCAACUGACAACAAUCAGGCAAUGAUCUCAAACAUUAUGACGCCGAUUGCUUCUUCACAUACUGUCAUUCCCCAUCAAACGAUGACUAUUGUUAGUGGAGGGGGAAUGCCUAAUGUGAUAGUGCCAACUAGUAUGAGUGACUGUUUGUAA
Molecule: messenger RNA, 1239 nt
Organism: Meloidogyne enterolobii
Lineage: Eukaryota; Metazoa; Nematoda; Chromadorea; Rhabditida; Meloidogynidae
Source: the annotation of a GenBank genome assembly